Chelonus insularis is the source of this 6743-nucleotide messenger RNA. It is a transcript of the gene PsGEF, whose product is annotated as Protostome-specific GEF. Gene Ontology annotation, molecular function: protein binding. The coding region runs from base 231 to 5102 and encodes 1623 amino acids. Gene Ontology annotation, cellular component: nucleus; plasma membrane. Lineage: Eukaryota; Metazoa; Arthropoda; Insecta; Hymenoptera; Braconidae. The transcript is spliced from 15 exons. The record is from RefSeq and is a predicted model, not a curated record.
UCGCGCCGACAUACAUCGCACGUUCGCGAUCGCGGGCUAUGCCACGAUUAUUCUAGUCGUUACGAUUUUAUUAAUUAAUUCAAAUCAUUAAUUGUUGUUCUGUAAAAAAAAAAAAAAUAUGUUUUAAUAUUCAACGUUAUGUGGAUGAUUUAUAUUAAAGUGAAUUGAUUGACAUUUUAAUUAUUACGGAUACCUGAAGAAAUUAGUCGAGCAUUGCUGACAGUUACUGGAUGAAAAUUUGUGCACUUUUGUAUUUUACAAAUUAUUCAAAAAUGCUAAAGUGGGCAGUGUCUAGAUCAUUAUCAACUGCAAGUUCGACGCCUCAUGGUCCACCUACAAUGGAUAGAACUAGUCGGCGGCCUUUCCGUGACCUUUCCAACACACCACCUGCUGAUGGCUUGAAAUCAAGAAUGACAUCACAAUCUGUAGCUGAAGGAGAUCAGAACACAAUGUCACGACCCACCCCAGGGCGUCGAAGACGCUGCAGGAGUCAUGGAAGUGACCUUCGUACUUAUUUUCAAGCUACGAAACCAAGUUUGAGACGUCACAAGCGCCAAUCUAUCGCCAACGACUCUCUAGAUUCUCCAAAGACAGAAAGCUCUUACCAAAGUACACCCCGAGUAGACACUGACAUCGGUCCUUUAACCUACAUUCCUGAAUGCAUUACUAAUGUUAGAUAUUCUACAGCGUUAACGCUGCCAACAGACCCAACAUCAUUACCUCGCACCUACCCAAAGGUGUUUCAGCAUGUCAACAACACUGAACUACCUCAGAACGUGAUGAAUGAAGCUCGAGUAAACUUCCAGUCUCAUAUAUCAGACUUUUUCCAACAAAUAUCUGUUGCUGGUAGUCCGGAAGAUGUGAUGGAAGCUGGUUCAGUGUCUCUAAGAAAACCAAAUUUAUUUCACAAAUAUCAACAAGAUGCAGUUCAAUUAGCUUCUAAUGAAUUAAAAAUACCUUCUUAUUCAAAAUUUACUCGGACUCAUAAAUUAAGUACGAGAUCCAAGACUCCUUAUCAUACAAAAGCUCCAAAGAGUCCAAGUACAAUUAAAGAAACUCCACUUGUUGGAAGCUUAGCUGAGUUGAGAAUUGAUCAAGACAUUCCCAAGUUUGAAAAUAUGGACAAUACAGUAACAGAAGUGCUUUCUAGGCAGCAAAAACAAAACGUAGGAAGUAAGACAGUGGCUGAAAUUUUAAUGUUGGAUGUCGAUGAAAGAAAGAAGGUUUUAGAAAUGAAAGAUGAAGAGAAAAAUGUGUCAGAAGAUGAAGAAAACAAUGAACAAAUAGAUGAUGAAAAUAAAGCACCACAUAAUGAUAGUACUGUUUCUUCAGCUAGUCAACUUCUUGAAGAUCCUUCACCUAUUUCUUGGGCUUUCAGGUCCUUUUCUAAUGACUCUGAUAGCGAAUUUCCUUUACGCCGGCAGCGAGGAAUCAGAAGAAAACGCCAACAAAGGGAUCAAGGAUCCAAUAAAGAGUCAGCCAGCAAGAGAGUUAAAAUGGGAUCACAAAGUGUUAGUCCAGCAACAAAGAAAAAAAUUCUAGAAGAGGUUCAAGAACCUCUGGCCGAGGCUGUGAAUGUUUAUGUCAAAAAGCCACCACUUGAGACUGACUUGGAUUCUCCGUUAGAUAAAAGAAAUAGCAAGGUAUUGAGUCAAAGUCAAAAAGAUGAAGAAAUAAAUAAAAUUCAUCCAUGGGAUUCAGAAAGUCCUAAAUCAUCAUGGAUGGAUGAUGUUUUAAGCUCUAAGAGUUCAUUACUACAUUCUGCUACGGUAACUCCUGAAGCACCUCUCAUUGCUACUGUAAGACGAUGCCUUAAAUAUAGUCCUGACAUCGAGAUACCAAGGACACAGACUCGAGGGUCUAUUGAAAUUGAAUGCAAUGUUAUCGGAGAUUACAUCCACGUACGAGUGAUUCGUUGCAAGGAUCUUAGAAGAACAUACAAGGGUCCAAUUCACGCCUACGUGAAGGUAAGCCUAAAAAAUUCGUGUGGUGAAGGUGUAGUGAAAAGAACUGCAGUUCAUCGUGCAACUCCAAAUCCAGUAUUCCACGAGACACUUAUUUUGCCAAGUCCAAGUAAUUAUAGUUGCAUCAAUAAGUCUACAUCACUAGAUAUUGCUGUUUGGCAUCGUGAUCGUAGAGCAAGACGUAGUGAACUCCUGGGCUGCAUGACUCUACCUUUACCCCUGGCACAGGAUAAGGAAGCGACAUGGCACCCUCUGGAAGUAAGAACCGGCCGAAAUACAAGUACACCUUAUGCAAAAUUACCCCAAGAAUGUGCAGUGUCUUCACCGCUAUCAAAAGACGGAGAUCAAGUAGAUAAUAAUUCUUCCAAUGCUGAUGAUCUUACUUAUCUGAGACACCUUGAGUUAGAACCUCUAGAUCCACUCACUGGUUUACCACUUAACCCUGGAUUCACCGCAAGAGGCGGAAGAACACCGUGCACAAUCACAAGGCGAUUGAUUAGACAAAAUGUAGCUAAUCAGGUCCCAUGGGGUUUCUCAUUAUCGUGGGGACGACCACCACGGGUAGAACGUGUAGACCCUAAUAGCCCAGCAGAGCGAGCGGGUUUAAGGCCAGGAGAUCAUGUUGUAUUUGUGGACACGACAAAUGUUGUCACGCGAGCUCGCGAGGAUAUACUUAACCUGAUUCAAGCUGCCACUAAUCAGUUGAUUCUUGAAGUUUACCGCAAAUCAGGACCUCAUGUCAGUAGCACGCAACGACCAAGCCUGGUGAAUGUAACGCUGCAGCCUGUGCCUCCUGAUCAUUCCCAUGGUCAACAAGCGAUCGCCUUCACCGCUGAGAUUUUUCCAAAUCUUGCACCGGAUGCACCCCCUGAGGAGGAGCUGAGCAUCAGAGAGACUCGUUACUGGAGUGUAUUGAAAGGUGGAAUAAGCCGUUUUUAUACACCAUUAGCAGAACGACGUGACAUAUUGUCAGCAACAGAUCAUACUAUUCUAUUCCAAAACCUAGAAGAAUUAUUGAAACUAUCAGAAGAGAUUCGAGAUGAAGGUGGUGGUAUUGACAGUUAUUUAGUCCGAAUACCUAGAAUAACAGCAAGCUAUCGGAGGUAUUUGAGUGGUCUCCAAAGAGCUUGCUGUCUUCUAGUGGCAUUGCGAAGAAAUUCAGCUUUUGCAAAAUUGGUUUGUGAACCUGCUGUGCCUCAUAAACGUCGUCCUGAUUUGACAGGAGUAUUAUUGCUUCCUUUAGAACACUACAGAGAAAUGACAAGGCUGCUAGGUCUAGCGUCUCCUAGGAAUUGUCAGAAAGCAAGAGAUCUAGCUCAAGGCUAUAGAGAAGCAACUGCUAAUGCUGGGGUUAUGGAACCACCCCGAGACACUGGAAGACCUUUGUUAAGUUUACAAGAAGUGGAAUCGCGAUUGGUCUUUGCUAGAUGCAAACCUUUUACCCUUGCAAUGCCUGGCAGACAAUGGCUCUUCGGUGGAGCACUGGCAAAGGUUGAAGGAAGACGUCUCCAACCAACGUGGGCUCUUUUAUUAACAGAUCUCUUGGUAUUUGCUCGGGUGUCUCGUGAUCGAGUUCUCUUUGUUACUGAAGAACCACUUCGAUUAUCAAACAUCGCAGAAGCAUGUUUCACCGUACGAAAACGGCCUACUGAAUUCCGUCUCCAAGUAUCAAUCAAUCAAAAUGGUACUUAUCAGAACGGACAUGUAGACGUGACCCAAAGUGGUGGAUGUAGUCCUCACAGUCGACCACGAAGACGUGUGCUAGUGUUACGUGCCCCUAAUCCUGAACUAAAAGCUGUAUGGCAUAAUCUCCUGCAACGUCAGAUCAUCUAUGUGAAUACAGGAUUCACGGAUACGUCGACCUUACCCAGUCCCGAAGAGAGUCCUUACGUUGGUAGUCAUUAUACAACUGCUUGUGAUUCAUCAGCUAGUCCUCAGAUCACUAUUUCAAGAAACUCUCAUGAGCUCGAAGAUAAACUCCAAGAGACAAGUUUGGAAUCAAUAGCCAAGAAAAGUAGCAGCUCGAAUCAAGAAAAUCAUUUAGCACAAUGGGUCCGAAAUUCUCAUCAAAUACCACCACCUGAUCAUGAAAUAUCUCUGGAAGAAUGGACAGCAGAAGAAUUAGCUGCUCGUGCUCCAAAAGAGUCUUCAACGUCUUCAACGAAUGUUCAAGUUCAUGAGCAGGGAAUUGAAGAAAAUACUGUACCAAGUUCUGAUCCUGAUCAACACAGCACGACAUCGAGUGCCAGCUUGUCAACCGUUAAAUCUAGUAAUGUUACCUUGAAGAAAAAUGGAAAGGAAACACCUACUUCUUCGCUCAACAUGUGCCGAAGAUCUGGGUGUCCUACUCCACCUCUUCCACGAGACCCCUUCUCUCCUCUCCCACCAAAAAUAUCAGUACUUCCGCCAACACCAGACUUUUGCCCAAGUCACAGAUUAAAGAAUGGAAUUCAUGACAGUCCAAGUAGAAGCAGUACUAAUUGUACUCCUGCUGAUGGAAAUACUGAAGAUGGUAGUGAAGAUGACUUAGACUGUGAUGGUGAACCUCCUUACCGAGCACUACGAAGAUUCGGAACGAUGAGUAGUUUAGAUCAAGAUGAUGAAUUAGAUGAACAAGAAGACGAUAAUCAAUGUCCAGAAUCACCACCGUCAGGUUUAAGAUCGUGGACAACACGAGCUAGUAAUUUUGUCGUUAGUAAGAUGGUCCUUUUAGAGCAAUUAAGCGAAGGAGUAGGUAGUUAUUUACUUCAACCACCUGUACCACCAGAAAGAACUGAGUUCUCUUUAGAUCCUAAUGACGAAGAAGGUACAACAUCAGGAGGAACAUCUGGAGAUGACAUCUGGGGUACACCAACUUCCGGAGGACCUGAUGAUGACAGUUUUACAGCAAGUCCACCGUCAAUCAAUGGAAACAUCACUGGAGAGGACAAUUAUGGACUGACAUUGAAUGCUGAUGAUGACCCUGAUGAGAGUGGUGAUUCUGAAGAUUGUAAUGUAACAGAAAUCAAUAUGGAUCAGUUACUUGGUAACAGUAAUUUUUCAUCACUUCGUUGCUUCCUGAACCGAAGAAGAUUAGAACCACUACCGGAAGAGGAAGAUUUAUCAGCAAGUGGGAAGGACCAAGUUGGAUGGUGGUGACAGAGGUUGUAUUCUAUAAGCUCCAAGAUUGAAGAUGAGGAAAAAAAUAAAGAACGUGAUGAAAUAUUCGCUAAACUGAGUCAAGAAGAUGAAGAAUUUCGAAAAAAAAUUCUGGACCUUCAUCGUAAGCUUUCAGAUGUUGAUGAAGAUUCCGUCCAAGUUAAGACAUCGGAGAAGAAACCUGAAAAACGAGUUACUCUGGUCGAAGCAACUCCACCUAAAUCAUCAGAAGGUGGAAAAAUUCUCAAACCUGCCCUCAAGCCAUUUUCUAAAAUUAGUUCACUUGAUAGACCGGAAACUAGUCAGAAAGUAAUUGACAAGAGAAAAUUGAAAAAAAUGGACUUAGAGUUUGAAAGAAGAAAACACUUGGAACAAUUGAAAAAACGAUCAGAUAAAAUGAGUCAAGCUUUAGAGGAAGAAAAAGAUGAUAGUACGUCUGUUAGACCUCAAGAAACAAAUUUCCUUCAUCGUUUAAGGAUUCGAAGACGUAGCAUUAAAUUACUCAGUUUCUUAAGUGGAAAAAUGUCUGAUAAAGCUCAAGAAGAACGGGCUGCUAGAUUACUUAAAAUCUACAUGCCUGAAAAAAAUACUAAAGGACAAAAUACUAUUUCUAUUCAUCAUACUUCGAAAGAUGGAAAAUUUUGGAAAGUUCGAAACCGAAGACGAUCAAAUUCUCCUUAAAUAAAACCGAUUAUUUUAUUUCGGAUUAUCAAAUAAAUUGUUCAAUUAUAAAAAUAAAAUUAAGAAGUGAAGAAUAAAAUCUAGAGAGUACUGUCAAUAUAUUUACGUCCAGGGAUAGAAGUAUAUGAACUAUGUCUUUCAAUUAAUUGUCUAGGAUUUUCUGAAUGAGAAGACAUGAAUGAAUUGUUUUUAUUUUAAAAAAAAUUCCAAGUAUUGAUAGAUAACUCGAGAAUUUGAAGAAUAAAGAGGACUUUUUUAGAGCUUAAAUGCAAAUAAAUUAGCAUUAUCAAAAGUAUGAAUAAAAAAAAAUGUAAUUAAUUAAAAUUCGAUAUGUUUAUUUCACUAAUGUGAAAUUAUAAACGCCUUGUAAUUAAAGAUAUUAGGUUUGUUAUAUUGAAAUUAAAAAUUGUGCAAACGGCCUAGUGAUUGUAAUUAAAAAAUUUUUCAAUCAUUCUCGAGUAACUUAAAAAUGUAACUGGCCUAGAUAAUCGGCUAUACUUAAUACUAUGUUAUUUAAAUGAAUUAAUAAACUAAUGAUUAAUUAAUAAUACAUUAUUCAAUAUAAUAAAUUAUUAAUUAACGUUUGUACUGAGUACUUGGUAUCGUUCUUAAGAGUUAUUGGGAGCUCAUUAUGAAAUAAUUAAAUGAUCAGAGUUGCUUUUGAAAUAAUGAACAUGUAACUAUAAUGAUCUAAUCUAAUUAUAUUUAGGUCCGCACGACUGACCCAACGCGGCACUUAUUAUCUUCCAUUUAAACAUUAGGAAAAUUUUGAAACUUAAGGUAACUAAAUAAAUUUAGAACUAUAAAAACAAUCUAAUACAUAAAACAAGUAAUUAAGAAAAUUAGAAAAACAUUACUCUUUUAUUGCAGAUCAGUUUAAUGUUACUGUUGGUAGAUUGUAAAAUCUUGUUUGACAGAGGCUAAGUUUAAAGGCGAAUAAAUUAUACUAUUUGUUGAAUA